Molecule: messenger RNA, 2245 nt
Organism: Schistocerca gregaria
Lineage: Eukaryota; Metazoa; Arthropoda; Insecta; Orthoptera; Acrididae
Gene: Vps16B
Product: spermatogenesis-defective protein 39 homolog
Exons: 13
Coding region: 366-1733 (455 amino acids)
Biological process (GO): intracellular protein transport; vacuolar transport
Cellular component (GO): cytoplasm
Source: RefSeq, a predicted model, not a curated record
AGAUAUAAACAAAGUACAUCGCUGGUGAGUGGGUGGUUUCGUGUUGAUUAUAUGUGUAGAGUUGUUUAUUUUGAUUUUGCAGUACGGCUGGAUUGGUUUGAGAUAAUACAUGAAACAAACUACAAGAACAUAUUUUUUUGUUGUGGUACAACGCCAUAUAGACAACCGGUCAUUGUAGUUGGGUUUUGUAAUGCAGAUAUGACGUACAACAACUUACUAUGACAAGCAGUGCAGCUUGUGUUAGAGAAUGGCUAGACCCAUCGUUUGUGUGGGAAACUGUUGAUUGAUCUGAACUUUGAACAGACGGCACCAAGUAUACUUGUCACAACAAGGAAGUGAACAACCCAACCAAGUUUACGUCAGAAAUGGCAACACGCAUCGAAGAUGAAGAUUACUGGAAUGAUAGUGAAACCAGUGCCAGGGCAAAAGCUUUUAACUUCGAAGAUGAAGAUUCUAGCAGCCAACUUUGUGGUGUAUCCAGAAGUGGAACUGCAAGGUUAUCACAGCAGGUUCGAGCUGAAAUUGGACAAGAUGGCAGUUGUUUUGAUGCUGACUCAAUUUCAGGAAUGCUGUCAAAGAUAUCUGCAGUGGAUCCCAAGAAAUCUCAAGCAGCACCACUCCUGUCAUUAAUAUCAGAACAGUCUCUGAAUUGCAUUUUAGAUGCUGGGAAACAACAUUCCUUUGUGGCUAAGGGUAGCAGAAGCCCUGAAGAAGAAUUGCAAGUGUUGCGGAAAGAAGUUGAGGAUCACUGGAAACCCCUUCCUGUACGUCAUACAAUUACAAAAAUGUUGCUUGGACAGCGUUAUUCUCUGGAGCUUUAUCGUUCAUUAGACAGUAAGAAGGAACUUCUAGAUGAAGCCAUUGCACUGGGUGAUGGGAAUGCGGUGCUUGCUGUUGUUCUUUUUCUUGUUCGCACCCUGAAGAAAUCACUCUUCUAUAGCAUACUUGCAACUCGUCCAGCAGCCGUUUCCCAAUAUGUGCAAUACCUUACAACUCGUAUGGAGGUCCAGGAACUUACUGAUUUACUAACAAUGCUGGGUCAAAACAGAGAAGCAGCAAUGAAACAAUUCCAUCUCGCUGUUAGAUAUACUUCCAAUGUUGAAAGGAAAAUUCAGAAGCUUCGAUUCUGUGCAAAAAAUUACUUUAUCACUGACGGAAUUGACCGAAGGACAGUUUUGAACUAUGUUCAGCUACUUGAAUGGCAACAAGCUGUUUCUUCGAAUGAGAAUAACAUCAUAAAUAAUUCAGUUCUUGAUUCACUGGCUUACGUUUGUAAACAUUACUGGGAUGAACCAAAGGGAAACUUAUUUUCACCGUUAACUUUAUGCCAGCAACAUGGAAUAAGCGAAAAGCAGUUCCAGUGGACAGCAUUAACUGUGCGUGCUUCAUUGCAUGCAUGGGAUGACAUUGAAGCCCUCUUAUUUACAAAGAGUUGGCUUGGUGGGAAGAAAUUGAAGACUGCUGUUCCUGUGGAGCCGCUUAUGUUGAAGCUUCACGAACUUGGUGCACCAAAUGAUGUACUGUGUAAAUAUUUAGCUUUCAUAGACAAUACUGGGAAACGACUAAACAUUGCUCGUAAACUACAAUGCCACAGAACUGUUAUUGAUAUCUUUACUGAACAACGAGACAGGCAAUCACUAAUUAGUUACAAAGCCAUAUUAGAUCCUCAGUCAGAUGACUACUCUUACGCUGAGGGUGCCCUUCAGUCUUCAACUAUAAAAUGGAAAAACUGAAGGAAUGAUGAAAAUUAUUCCUUUGACAAUUUUGUGCAGUAUGUUCACCAGCUGGUUGAGAGUAAGAAGCACAUUACUCACUUCUAAUUAGGGCCCACUCAUCAUCUGCCUGGUGAUUUGUGUACUGAAUCGACGUCCCAUACAACUCUGCUGUGGAAUGACGUCCACCACCUCAUCUCCUAGCUGCUGACAUGCAGAGCUGACUACCCGUGUAUGGUGCAGUUAACAGAUCCUUUGUGCAAGGCAUGCAUAGUUGUAUACUUUCUGCAGAUCAGGAUCAGGUAGUUGUGUCCAUAUUACACUGCUUGAUAACUGGCUCCUAGCUUGCCUCAGUGUCAGUAUAUUCCUUAGGCCAUAGCUGGGCAGUCACUCCAAAUGCAUCCAGGGUUGAAUCACAUUACAAUAGCUGUAUUCAUAAAUCUUUGUUCUGUAAAUUAAUAAUUUCAUUCAGUUACUAGCCAUGUAAGUAAUCAAUUUAUUUUAUGAUGAAAAUGAGUUGAAAGUAAUUUUUU